Messenger RNA from Umbelopsis ramanniana AG, 2568 nucleotides. RefSeq lists its product as uncharacterized. Gene Ontology annotation, cellular component: endoplasmic reticulum exit site; COPII vesicle coat. The record is from RefSeq and is a predicted model, not a curated record. The transcript has 11 exons. Gene Ontology annotation, molecular function: zinc ion binding; SNARE binding. Lineage: Eukaryota; Fungi; Mucoromycota; Umbelopsidomycetes; Umbelopsidales; Umbelopsidaceae. Bases 1 to 2400 code for a protein of 799 amino acids. Gene Ontology annotation, biological process: intracellular protein transport; COPII-coated vesicle cargo loading; endoplasmic reticulum to Golgi vesicle-mediated transport.
AUGGUUCCCCCGCAGCAACCGAGACCUAGGGUCGAUCCAGAUCAAAUGCCUGCACCAGUCCAAGUACGAGAAUAUGAUCAAAAACUGCACGGAGGAAAGUUCAUUGGCACCUGUGAUCGAGAACACAUCCCAUUGUCCACCACCGACUUUCUCGCUAUGGAUCAAGGAAACUGCAAUCCUCGUUUUAUGCGAUCUAUCACGAAUAGCAUGCCUCGGAAUAAGGAGCUAGCCGAUGUGUCAGCCGUGCCAGUCGGACUUGUUGUUCAGCCACUUGCAGCUCUCGCUCGUGAGGAAGAGCCAAUUCAAAUAGUGGAUCAUGGACCGGAAGGCCCUGUCCGAUGCACAAGAUGUAAAGCCUAUAUCAACCCGUGGUGUAGCUUCACCCAAGGUGGUAACCGAUUUGUUUGCAACAUUUGUGGUCAUAGUAGCGAAGUGCCUGCAUCGUAUUUUUCAAAUCUGGAUGUGUCUGGCCGACGCAUGGAUUUCGAUCAGCGACCAGAAUUACGAUUUGGUUCUGUGGAUUUCGAAGUGCCUGACCUAUAUUACUCGGCAAGAACACCAGCUUCCAUCAGCCAUUUAUUCGCUAUCGACGUAUCAGCCAAUGCAAUUCGAAGCGGUAUGACGGCAACAGUUUGUGAAAUUUUACGAAAGUCAUUGUUCGAUCUUGAUCCAAGUUCCUCGUUGCUUCCAAAGAAUGCUCGAGUCGGUAUCAUGACUUAUGACUACGGCGUUCAUUUCUAUAAUCUUCAUCCUGAUUGCGAGCAAGCCAAGAUGCUUGUUGUAGGAGACCUCACAGACAUGUUUGUGCCUAUGCAAGACGGCAUGCUUGUGAAUCCUUGGGACUCAAAGGACAUCAUUUCUGAGCUUCUCCAGAGCAUACCGUCUAUGUUUGCUCAAAAUCAGCGUGGUGAUUCCAUGUACUCGUCGGCUGUUCAAGGUGGCAUGGAAGCUUUGUCUGUGUCUGGUGGUUACUUGCAUUUAUUCCAAUCAACCUUGCCAACCAGUGGGCCAGGUGCCUUGAAGUCUCGCGAUGACGCUGCGCUGCGUAAUACAGAUAAAGAAAAGCAGCUGUAUGUACCCCAAGGCGAAGUUUACAACAACCUAGCUAAAGACUGUGUCAAAAACGCAGUUUGCGUCAACAAUUACUUGUUCCCAUCAUCGUACAUGGAUGUCGCCACGUUAGGUGCGUUAUCGUCGACCACGGGUGGUGAAACAUUCUACUACCAGAACUUUGGCCCAGGCGACUUUGACAGAAUACUUUACGAUAUCUCCCAUGUUCUCAACCGACAAUGUGGAUUUGACGCUGUUAUGCGUAUUCGAUGUACUAAUGGUCUUCAAGUCCUUGAACAUUAUGGUAGUUUCUAUAUGUCCAAUUACACGGAUGUUGAGUUGGCUGGUAUCGAUGAAGAUAAGGCGAUUGCAAUUUCUAUGAAGCACGAUGGCAAACUUGAGGAUGAUAGAGGAGUUUCAUUCCAAGCAGCCCUGCUGUAUACUACGAAGGAUGGACAUAGGCGGGUACGCGUACACAAUCUCAACAUUCCGGUUACGGAGCAUAUUGCGGAUGUCUUCAGGCAAGGUGACCAUGAGGCUACAGUCUCUUUCUUGGCCAAAAAAGCUAUGUAUGACGCACUCCAUAUCCAAAGAAAAGAGAUUAGAGAGAAGCUGUCUGAAUUGUGCGUCAAGAUUUUGUCUGCCUAUCGCGCAAACUGCGCUUCAUCCACCUCUCCUGGCCAACUCAUUCUCCCAGAAGCGUACAAACUACUUCCUGUGUAUGUGGCGGCCUUAUUGAGAUCUAAAGCUCUCCUGGGUAACGACAUUACUGCGGAUACUAGAGUGGUUGACAUGAAACUCAUCAGCGGUAUGAGCCCCCGAUCGCUGAGCAUACAUUUAUAUCCGCGACUGUUUUCCAUUCAUGAUGCCGCAGAAGACGUAAGCACUUUUUUAAGAAAGCAUAGUCUGUUACUCGAUGCACUAACCAAUGUCUUUACAAAUCCAAAAACCGUUAGGGAUUCAUACGAAAGAUUAGAUAGUAAAGGAGCAUAUCUAUUGGAUAACGGAUGCGAGCUAUACUUCUGGCUUGGAAGCAGGAUUGAUUCCUCGUUUUUGCAGCAAAUAUUCGGUGUUGCAGACAAGAAUGCAAUUGACAUAAAUAUGACAAAUAUACCGUCCUUGGAUAACCCGCUCUCAAAACGCUUACAAAUUUUCAUCACGGAAAUCAGGGCAUCUCAUCCUAGAUACCUCCGCCUUCGAAUUGUAAGGCAAGAAAUCGAUCGAACAGAAUUCGAGUUUGCCACCAACAUGGCAGAAGAUCGAAACGCCGAAGUGCAGACAUAUGUCGACUACAUGUGCGUCAUCCACAGGCAAAUCCAAGAAGAAGUGAAGAAAAACAGCUAUUACUAGCAGGCAUAUCGGUUUUACGUACAUCAUUAAGCGCUUAAUACUACCGGAGAGUAGCAUUGGAUAUUAUUUGGUACGAAACGAAGAGAGAAAAUAAUAAGGAAAAAAAACCAUCCAUAUCAACCUCCACUGGUUUCUGAUUUUUAAGAAAAAAAACAAAAAGCUAUGUAC